CCUUUUUUCUCUGUUCUUGACAUUACAUUUCUCGGCUUCCUGCUGUUAGACAUUCUCAUGUUACUGUGACAGGUUUUUUGAGAAGUCCAAGGCUUGGCCCAUCUGCCUUGAAGUCUUUUCAGGCGGAUUCCACCUGAGAAACGUACUGUUGGAUAGUGCUUGCUGGAUACCAUGGGGAGAUAACUUUUUCCCCCCCUGAAAGUAUGUUUCAAAGGCAGUGGACACAGUCUGAAUCUAUGAAAUAACCUGAAAUUGUCAUCAUUUUUCCCUCCUUUUUAAAAAUUCUGUGCCAGAAGAAGUGAGUUCAGAAGGAGACUUGCUGCCAUUUUCAGUAUGAAAGAAAUGGGUAGGAGGUAAUUUUCUGUGUGGUCUUUAGGGUGCCUGCCACAAUCAUGGAUGCUCUGUAAACCCAACUUGAUGAUUUUGCGUAGGGUUAAAUCCAUAUUACUUCCUCUAGAAGUUAAGAGUAUGCGCCUUCAGAAGGAAUUUGAUACCCCCUGUGUUGGUAAUCUACAAGAAGAUGCCUCCAGGCAUGCUUAGAGUUUGUGAAGAUACCGUUGGGUAAGGUGCACUGAGAAGUUACCCUGGAAGGAGUGAAGCUGCUACUGCCUGCACCUCUGACCUAAGUCUUUUGACCUCGUUCUUUCGGCUGAGGCCUAUGAAGUCCUUUGAUCUGACUGGUUCAGCUUAGGUCACUGGUGCAGUUAACUUGAAUAAGCUGCUUGGUCUGCUUGGCAAGUUCUGUGUUGUUUGAGGAUAGGUAAACAGACGGGUCCUCUGGCUGGAUUUGCAUUUAGGAUUCACUCAGGCUGGUGGUCCUCAAACGGAUGGGCUUCAGAAUCAUCUGAGAAACUUGGCUGACAUAACGUGUUUCUAAAGUCCAUCUCCAGAAAUUCUGAGUUGGAAGACUGAAAAUCUUACUGUGUACCUCAGGUGACCCGGGUUUGAUGCAGCCCUCAGACUUGCACUUUGGCCUUACGUAUGUGCCUGCAAGUUCAAGUCUAAUUCUGACAGGGGGGAACAUCAGGUUUGAGUCCUUGCAGGCCCUCUUAGCUUUGUGACUUCUGAGUUAAUGGAUCUCUCUUGUUCUGACCUGCACAAUGGGGAUGAUGAGGUUGGCCGAAAUGCCUCCCUCACCGGCCUCUUGUUGGGAUCAGAGUGAGCGGACAGAAAAAGCAGCCCCAACCUAGGAAAGCCCUACAUAGGUUCUUCAGCUCCAGCUCACAUUCUCUAGAAUUUUUAGAUGAGAAAAGCUUGGAGAGGGUUUUUGUAUCCUGAAAAUCCAGGAGGGCAUUGCUUAAGAUAGGCUUGGAAUACUUUGUAAAAUAAGUAACAAGUUCUUUCACUGUUUCUUGUUCAGCUUGGUGGUGGUAUUGAGGAGUCCAGCUCCUUUAGGUUUUCAGACAGUGAUUUUGAUCCUGUUUUCCCCAAGUGACAGUGAAGUCUAAACACACAUUUCACUAUUUUCUUUUAAAUAAACAUUCGGUGAUUCAGUCAUUCAGAUUCAUGGAUUUAAAAAACUUGUAUUUUCUUCAAGGUGUACUCUCUAGAAUGUAAUGUGGUUUGGGAAAGGAAGCACUUCUCUUUUGCUAUAAUCAGAGUGACUCUAGAGAAGUUUUUCUGUAAGGAUUUUAUAAGGUUUGGUAUGAGGAGCUCCUUUUGUGAUGUUGACCCCAGUUCACCACAGUCCACAAACAAAACCUAGGCUUUAAGCCUGAUGAACCUAAUCAGAUUAGCUUGCUAGGUAGCGUGUGGGUGACCCAAAUCUGACCAGUGUCAGCAGAGAGAGUGGAAGUUGAACCACAUUGAACCCAAGCCUGUGGUCAGUGUUGACUUAGAAUUAGGACUGUGUCAUACUUUCGAAUUCACACAUUGCAGUUAUAAAAUUUUAAGAUCAGAUGAGUUCAUAUUUAGUUCUGAUACUUGAUUUUUUCUUACUGUUUUAACAUUUGAGGAUAUAACCGAGUACAGGGUCUUUUGUCUGAAAGAAAGUCCAUGGAGGGAUUCUGUACUUAACACAUGCAGCUUGUCUGUGGUUAGAACCAUUAACCCAGAUGACUUCAGCCGGAUUGUUACGCAGUUACAACUGUUGUAGGUCUGUUUCCCUUUUGGCCAAAUCUGAAUUGGAAAGAAAUGUUAUCUUAGUCCUUGGAACACAGAGGCGCUCAGUUGAGGUGGUUAGGGUAGUGUCGUUAAACUGGUUAUGUAGAUAAGCAGGUCUACCCUUAGAGUUGGCUUUUUUAGGCCCCUUAAUCCAAGACCUUUAAGUCAGGACCAUAAAAAUUAAAAUCUAAAUAACCUGUAUUUAUACUGGAGGCUUUGAGGUUCUGAAAUGUAAAAUGAAAAUAGCCUGCACAGACCAGUUUCUGCAGGUAGGGAGAGGCAAAUCUUUGUCCUGUGACUGUUUGUAAGCAAACCAGGUUAGCUGCCAAAGCUUAGAACUUUGUAGAUGGUAUCGAGAGAGAUUAAGUGAUGUCACUGGUUUGCAGUUCUGUCUGAUGUCUGUCUUUAAAAAUUAAAAAAAAAAAAAAAUCCUCCUUUUUCCUGGUUUAUUUUGAAUGUUUUUCCCAGUCUGCAGGAAUUGUUGGUGGGGAUAGGCUGGAUGCAGGUAUGAGGAACGAGGAGGAAGAAGAAUUUACUACAUUUACUGAUGUCUUUAACUUUCAGUUCUGGUUGUAGAAUGAGAUUCGGGAAGUUGGUGGGUGUGAUUCAGCCCAUCUGCGUUAAGUUCUAACAGAGCUGGAUGGUUCUUACUAGUUUCCAGUGGGGGCAGAGGUGAGUUUCUAAGAUUCAGCCUUAAUGGAUGAUUCACAAAUUGCAGGGUAGACUAUUAAAGUUAAGUCCAAGAUCAAGCAUACAAGUGGGUAGACUGAAUAUAUAAAGGGAGUGUGUGGCUAGAGUCCUUCUCUGACCUUUACCAAAAUGAAUGAGGGAGUCAGUGCUUUGGCCAGGAGGCCAGGGACCAGGAGCUGAGAGACCACAGCCCUUCUCCAGGGCCCUGCGUCCCGGGUCUGCAGAGCAGAGCUUUCCACUGGCUCAGUGAGGAGUGGAGCAAGGAUGGUUUCCCCAAGAUCUCUUCUGGGCCACGAGAGAGUUAACUUAGGUCCGUAAAAAGCUGAUAGGGUACUGGAGCAGAAAAGAAUGGAAGAAUGCCUAAGUUCCGGCAGAUAUUGCCCCUGGAGUCCAGUUUUCAUCAGGAGAAGGAUAGGAUUUGUUCAGAGAAAAGCACAAUGUUUCUCAGCAUCAGCUGCCUACAUUUUGCAUGUGAAAUUAUUUUUUUUAAAUAUGAAAUUUAUUGUCAAAUUGGUUUCCAUACAACACCCAGUGCUCAUCCCAACAGGUGCCCUCCUCAAUACCCAUCACCCACCCACCCCUCCCUCCCACCCCCCAUCAACCCUCAGAUUGUUCUCAGUUUUCAAGAGUCUCUUAUGGUUUGGCUCCCUCCCUCCCUUUCUCUUUUUUUUUUUUCCUUCUCCUUCCCCAUGGCCUUCUGUUAAGUUUCUCAGGAUCCACAUAAGAAUGAAAACAUAUGGUAUCUGUCUUUCUCUGUAUGACUUAUUUCAAUUAGCAUAAUACUUUCCAGUUCCAUUCACGUUGCUACAAAAGGCCAUAUUUCAUUCUUUCUCAUUGCCACGUAGUAUUCCAUUGUGUAUAUAAACCACAAUUGCUUUAUCCAUUCAUCAGUUGAUGGACAUUUAGGCUCUUCCCAUAAUUUGGCUAUCGUUGAGAGUGCUGCUAUAAACAUUGGGGUACAAGUGCCCCUGUGCAUCAGUACUCCUGUAUCCCUUGGGUAAGUUCCUAGCAGUGCUAUUGCUGGGACAUAGGGUAGAUCUAUUUUUAAUUUUUUGAGGAACCUCUACACUGUUUUCCAGAGCAGCUGCACCAGUUUGCAUUCCCACCAACAGUGCAAGAGGGUUCCCGUUUCUCCACAUCCUCUCCAACAUCUGUAGUCUCCUGAUUUGCUCAUUUUGGCCACUCUGACUGGUGUGAGGUGGUAUCUGAGUGUGGUUUUGAUUUGUAUUUCCCUGAUGAGGAGCGACGUUGAGCAUCUUUUCAUGUGCCUGUUGACCAUCUGGAUGUCUUCAGCAUGUGAAAUCUUGAAAAAAAUCUCACUGACAAUGAAAUUCUAAAGUGUACAACUUCUGUGUUUUAAUGCAAGUUUUGACUCUAAAAGAAGGAGCUUUGACAGAAGUAAUAAGUGGUUCAACAACACGUGUUUGACUGCAAGCUGCAGGAAGAGCUUUGCCAGUAAUACAGCAGGUCCCUCCUUGUCCUCAGAGGAUGCAUUUCCAAGACCCCAGGGGCUGCCUGAAACCGUGGCUAGUACUGAUCCCCAUGUAUACUAUGUUUUUUUCCUGUACAGGUAUACUUAUGAUGGAAUAAUUUACAAACUAGGCACAGUAAGAGAUUAGCAACAACUGGUAAGAGAACAGUUGGAAAAGUAUGCUGUAAUAAAAGUUAAAGGUAUGUGGUCUCAGAGUGUCUUUGUGUACCGUACUUACCCUUCUGGUGACGAUGUGAGAUGAUGAACUGCCCACGUGGUGAAAUGAAGUCAGGGGGACGACGCAGAGGCUGUGACGUAGCAUUAGGCUACUGUUGACCUUCUGGGGGUAUGUCAGGAGGAGGGCGCAGUUGACUGUGGGUGGCGGGGGCUGCAGAGAGGGAACCGUGGAUGAAGGGGGACUGCUGUGUGCCUGUCCCUGAAUCGCCCUGUGUAGUACAAGAAUCUAAACAGCCCACACCCAGGACCUGCCAUGGCUCAUCCUAGUCGGGCAUGAGUUGCCUUCAGGUUCCUUUCCUCUGUCGCUGUCUUGGCAGUUGUUUUAUCGUGUUCGUAUUUGCAUUUCUUGCAUUGGGGCCGUUGAUAGAUUUUGAAGUAGUUCUAGUGGUUUUAAGGUCUGUCACACCUCACGGUCGUUUGGAUUUUAGCAUUCUAAAGGUUUCUAACCCAAUAUCUGCCUUUUUUUUUUUUUUUGUAUUUUAUGUUUUUCUACAAAAUGAUGUGAGAGUUAAAACGUAUGAUUAUAUAUGAGUGCUGUUUUUAGUUUGAAAUUUAAAUCCUGCAUGGUCGAAUGGAAUAAACUGUGUUUUUUACAGGUAACUCUAGGCUAUCCCAGCUUGCUUCUGUGUGCACCUCCCUCCCUAUUAAUUUUAAAGGCUGAGAGAAGAAAUAAUGUCGAAUGAAAUAAAAAUAAUUAAAACAAUUUUCCUAAGAAUUUUUAAUUCUGUGACUUAAUAUUCUCUCCACCCCCCCCCCCCCCCCCGUCUUUAAGGAGUGUUUUUCUUUUUUGGGGGAGGAGGGUAAGUAGUUACUGAACCACAUUGAGAAUCUGCCUUUUUUCUUGCAUCAUGGUACUUUGAAGUCUCUGGCAUUUGAACCUGAGUUUGGCACUGGUGUGGAGAGGAAGAGCAUGGUUUUGAAUGUCAUGCGAGUGGGUAGAGUUGUUGACCUCAAUUAAGGUGUGAUCUUGAACUUGAUACUAAUCUUCAGGGUCCCCUCCAGUUCCAGCAGUCACUGACUUCCCUCUCGUUUAUUCACGUUCGAAAAGGAAAAGCCUCUCUCCUUGGAUAUCAGGUUGUAUCUGAAAAUUGUUGACAAAUUAUAUAAAGCAGAGAAGAAAACAAGUUUUUGUUUGUUUUAAAGUCUGUCGAGGAAUAAUUGACACACAUAAUUAGGACACAGGUUUUGAUGUCUUGAAGCUCUACAGUGGUAGAGCUGGAAGGACGGUGUUGACACCGCUACUCAGUGGAGCAGAGGUACCACCCCUGCAGCGGGUUCUUGCGUCCGUCACCGCAGCCCUGGUGGCCCGGGAGUUGCUCCUUCCGGCAGCACCCUGGCAUCUCUGCCGUAGGGAACCACCGUCUCCUUCGGAUUGGCGGGGGAUGCCCGAGCUAGUCUCAGGUAGCUUUUUCCAGAAUUCGUUUUUGUGCAGAGAUUGAUCUAGAAGAUUUUACUUCUAAACAUCUUCCUUCCCAUUUCUGUUUUUGGUUUUUUGGGUUUUGCUUUGUUUUGUGUGGUCUUUUGUUUAACCUGAGUUACUGAUGAUCAUAUUUUUACUCUUUUUAGGUAGAAGUUUUCUGAACUUUCUUUACCUAAAAAGAGAAAUUCAUCUUAAUAUUCUCCAUUUUUCUCCUGUUUCUUCCCAGGGAAGGAGAAAUAUAUUUAUUAUGACAAAAUUUAGCAUAUUUUAGUCCCAUAUGGAAACAUUGGUAAGUGCAGGAGCUACUGUGAGUAGAAAUGGGACAUUGGACUGGAAAAUGAAAAUUCCCCCCAAAAUGAGUGGGAAGCAGUUAAAUGUGGGGGCAUUAGCCAUGUUUUUUUUUUUCUUCAAUAAAUCCUUUUAGUUUAUUAAUAUCUAAUUCAAUAAAACUCUGAUUUUAAAGACCUCGUGCACCUUUUAUGACCUUUCAUUGAACCACUUUACUUUUGAUGUUCUCUGUUGUGACAAAAUUGUGUUUCCAUUAUUGAUGAAAUGGGAGCAGACUUUUUGUCUGUUGGUGUUAUCUUUGUGGUGUAGGUCUCGGGAGAAGAUCUGGUUUGGUGGUAAAGUAACAUUUUGGUAACAUCUCGGUAAUGAAAUGCGAUUUAGCUGGGUAUCUUUAAACCUGGCAUCCAUGUCCCUGGGUGGAAUCUUCCCACGAGAUCUACCUUUGGCCGAGCCACCCUGCUGUGUUGUGCCCUGGACCAAGAUUGAACACUGCUGCAUCUCGUCCAGGCCUCUCUCAGGCUGACUGUAGGACCCCCAUCCACAAUGCCCUUGUGGCCUUCCUCUUUCCAAAGCACUGGAGCUCAUGCAGAGGACAGCGUAGAGAGCUGCUGUGCCUUCCAGUGUCCCAACUGUGGGGGUCAGUUGGCCUUUUGGUUUUGGUGAAUCCUGCUUGAUCAUCAGGCUCCCUGGCGUUUUCCACAGUUUCUGUGACAGGUGGGCACUGUCCUGUAUGUCCUAUGGGUCAUUUUGUACUCAUGCUCAUCCUGGCUGUGUGUGCUGUAGCUUCUGUCAUUGCUGUAAGUUCAACUUUAUCAAUAAAAAGAAUGUCUCACAUUGGAUGACAGAUGGCUGUGUGGUAUGGUUUGUGGGAUGGAGUCUGAUGUUCCAUUUCGUGUUCUGUACAUGGAAUGGUCUCCUCUUCCUGGUUCUUUCUAAACGUGGCCAUCUGACUCUGGUGGAGUCAGGUGGAAGCCCUCGGAGUUCCAUGAUGACUUCAUAGAGGAGCUACUUUGGACUCAGGGACAGCUGCCAAGAUGUCUCAGUUGAAAUGGAAGUCGAAAACCAAUAUACCUCUGUCAAAAAUAGCCAGCAAGGUUACCUGGGGAGAACAAAUUGGGUCAGGUGGCUACUCCAUCCUCUCUUCGUUUCCAGGCGUGUGCCGUGCCCCACCCCGCCACUUGCCCUAGAACAGGUCAAAGCCAGUGUCUUCUGAGGACUUAAGAGAGAACUCUCAGUCUCAAAAGGUAAGAAGACCAUCAGAGGUUGAUAAAGGGGAGGGGUGUUCCAGAACCGCCCAGACAUUGCUCAUCAGCACAGAGGUCUACCAGUUACCGAUCUCGGCACCAGGGUAGCAAACUCCGAUAUUCACAAGGCCAUGUAGGUAACUUACCUGGCCACUGCUGCAGGCUUGUUUUCCCUUUUAAAAGGGUUGUAUUGGCCAAAUGCAACAGAUCUGAGGCUACCAAUUCAGGCUCUAUAUGGACUAUCCUUCCUUUUGUCCAGCCAAGUUGUGGCAACGGUGGAAUAGGCCGUACAAAUUACUAUCAAGCCAGAUAAGUAUUUAGCAUCUAUUGUAUGCUUGGGGCUGGGGAAUAGGGAGAUAAUUAGUACGAAUUAAGAUUAAAUUAAGAUAAAUUAAAUAGGCCCUUGCCUUCAAAGAGCUCACUGUGAGACAGGAGUAAUAAUAGGAGCUGUCAUUUCUUGUGUAACUACAGUUUGCUGAGCCUUCCAAGACGUUUGGGGGCCGUUUAGAUCUCACCACAGCCCUGCACGUUGGGCACUGCAGAUCCGUUUUGCUGAUGAGAGGUGUGUGGCUCAGAGAAGUGAUGUGAUCUGCCUGAGAUAAAUUAGCUGGGAAGUGGAGAGUCAGGCAGAAUUUGAACCCAGAGCUCUGGGACGCUACAGCCGUGUGUUUCCCAUCACACCUUGCUGUCUGCAUGGUCAGACAGACAGACAUGCAAAGCAUCAUGCAUGCAUGGCAGAGAGGAACAGUUUGGGAGCGUGGAGGUGGCAGUGAUGAAUGUCACCUGAAAGCUGUGGAAAAACUCCUUGGAAGAGGUGUCAUUUGAGCCAGGCUUUGAACAAUGAGUAGGAGUUCAUAUCCAGGGGAGAUGGUCUGCGUUGCAUAGAGGGAACAUGUGAGUAAAAGUAGAUUGUUUGUUGUGUCUGGGGAUGGUGGGAAGCAGUUGGUGUGCCUGGACCAUGGUGUGUGCAUCGAAACUAGAAAGACCGGUCAGGGCUACAAUGCAAAGGGCUUUGAAUGGCACACUCAGCAGAGGGUGGUGGUAGUGGUUGCCUGGAAAGUGUCAGAGCCAGGAGUAAAGUCAUAAUCAGCUCUGCCUUCCAGAAAGACGACUGAUGCCAGUGUUGGCAGGUGGAUUGGAAAGGAAGGCCAAACUCUUGUCCCAGUUAGGGGACAUCCUUGUACUUGUCCCAGCACAAGGCCAGUGUCUGGGAUAAGCCAGGGAUGUGGGGGAGGAGGACUUAGGUGUAGGAGAAGAAUCACAGUAAGAACGGGGGACAGUACAAACGUAUAGGAGAAGGGACGAGCCAAAGAUAGUGCUGAGAUAUCUAAUAUAGGGCCUGUGUGGCUGUAGGAGUAUUAACGAGCUCAUUGGUUGGGCUCCACGAAAACAGGUCUUUUACUCUGUUCGCUCGUGUUUCCAGGUGCCUGGCACUCAACAAAUGUGUGUAGACCAUGAGGGAAUGAAUGGAAUUACACAGGAGGAUGAGCACGUUUGCUCGUUUGGUAGGGUUGGUGUAGGGAGAAUGAGCCAUCUAAUUUACACCUUGUCUUUUGGCUUUUUGAACCAAACCAGGCUUCUUGAAAGCCCAAGACCCAAAACAGUGCAUUUCAGUGAACAACACACACUCAGCGGUUAAUUGUCCACUCUUGGAGUCUUUUGGGGGAAACGGCCUUUGAUGACCUAAGCCUUUUGUGACCUGAAGCAUUGGGCUAGCUUGUCAAAAUGAGUCCUGCAGAGAAGAGGCAUUCAUUGUUGAGGACUGAAGGGGUGGGAUCAGCUAUGUGGGGACUUGGGGAAGCAAGUGGGAGGAGGAAGCUGAAGGCCCCCCAUCAGGGGUGUCUGCUAGAGCCCUGGUGUGCGUGCAGACGAUCUGAUCUGACCCUGACCCAGGCAGGUGUCUGGGAUGCUCAGGACCAAAUCAAAUUGGCUGGGGCAGAUGCAGCUGGAUUCCUCGAGGUCUUGAAUUCUGAGCACUGAAGAUUGAAACAAUAUAGUCACUGAACAGAAGCGUUACAAAUUGGAGUCCUGGUAUGAGUGAAGUGAGAGACCUGGCUCUGUCCACUAACCCCGCCGAGCCUCAGUCAUGGCAUCUGCAAAACGGAAACAGUAGUGAACUCCCCAAAGUCAGGAGAGGCAAUCUAGAUCUUUCUUGGUCUUCUUAGGUCUAAAGUGGUUAGGAUUUAUUUGACGGCCUCACUAUAACCCUUCAUACCCUGUCCUUCCCCAGAGUCUCUCUUUCAAUAUGAUGUGCUUAGAAAUGUUCAGCUCAGGAGAUCAACCUUCUCAGUCCCUGGUUCUUGUAGUCAUGUUUGUUCCAGGCACCCGCCCCAGGUGGAUUCCAGAAGAGCGAGGAGGUUCUUAGCUUCCCAGCGUCAUCCAUCACUCUUAGCCAACGUGAGUCUCAACUGUUUACCCAGCUACCCAUGGCCAAGAUGGAGAAGGUGUUUGAGGAGGAUGUUGACUCAACCGGAGCCCUGGGCGUGAAGGCUUUCAUUAAGGCCACGAAGAAGAUUCUGAGCAGUGUGUCGGAUGAGAUGCUGGAGGCGCUGUUUUUGAAGGUGGACACAGACUGUAAUGGCUCCAUCACCUGGAUUCCAGAACAGCUCAGUUGGCUUGGCUACUCUCCUUGGCCACCCUCGGGAAGCAUCAACCAGAGCCCCUUGGAAGGGGCUGGUAAAGACGGGGGAGGAACCGGAAGCCGGGUGUGGGUUCCCGAAGCCCAGUACGCCGAGCCUUUGGCCAGCGCUGUCCUGCCUUCGUUUCUUCCCGAGGCAGCAGAAGUACGUGGAUUACGUGAUGCGUGAGUUCCAGAGAAAGGAGAUGAUGAGGACAAGCCAGUACCACCUGCGCUUCCACCUCCCCAUGAGAAUCAUCCCCCUGAACCAUGGAUGUGAGAUUGUGAAGGUGCAGAUUUUAAUCCAGCAGUUCAAGAAGAUUGGGCAUCUCCUGACUGUCACCAAGGACGGGAUCUUGCAGAUCUGGUCUGAGACCUUCUCGCUGAUUAACUCCUUUAGGCUUAACCAGAUCCAGCAGCCCCACCACCAGCAGAUGUGGGUCAUCGACAUGGUCUGUCUCCACAACAUGAACCUGAUAGCGAUUGCAUCUACCGACCAGAAGAUAGAGUUCUUUGAUAUCAGCAACCACAACUGUGCCCGGGCCUUCACCUUCACUGAUCUGGACAGUUGUGUCCUGACCAUAGACUACUGGUCUGACUGUCACAGAGGUGUGUUCUGCUAUGGGGACACCAAAGGCAAUGUCAUCGUCUUCACCUCCAGCAAUGUGACCCACGGGCUGUUCAACCCCCGAAUCCUCCCCAGGACCUCCAAAUGGGAUCACUGGACCAACGUUUCCGCACGGAAGCUCCUAAAUGAAAAGUCCCCUCUGUAUAGAAGUUACUGGCUCAAAGCUCUUCAUCCCAACUGGUGCCAGCAGGUCAAGUUCAUCCCCCAGCUGAACAUGGUGGCCUCCUGCUCAGCCAUUGAGAAGUCCUCUCUGGUGCUGACCUUAUUGCCGUCCAAAGGUCUAGAGAGCCCCAAGUUUUCAGUGCUGAACUUAAGAAAAGGGAUUCUUUGCUUUGAUUACUGCCCAGACAAGAACUUGGUGGUGACUGGCGGCUAUGACCCCCUCAUCCGCCUGUGGAACCCCUUCUUCUCAAAAAGGCCCAUGUGGCUGAUGAAGGGGCAUCAGACCUCCGUGACGCACAUCCUCAUGAACAGCAAGAACAGCAGCAUCCUCUUCAGCAUCUCCAAGGACAAGAAUAUCCGCGUGUGGGACAUGCAAGACUACAUAUGCCUUCAGUCCUUUUGUGGGAAGCUCUUUGCCCUGGGCAACUGCCCCAUCACCAGCGCCUACUUCCACGAGAACGAAGACAGCCUCGUCUGCACGACCUACUCAAUUGGGAUCCUAAAAGGCUACUUGGAGACCAAGGGGCCUGGGAAAGCAGGGGAGAAGACCUCGACUUACAGCACACCCCUGUGCGCCAUCCUCUACAGUAAGAUUUUUAAGCAGGUAGUGAGCGGCUGCCUGAGCAGCUUGGUGACAGUGUGGGAGAUCACGACGGGCAGGAGGAUGAUGGAGUUCUGUGUGACUGGGGACCAGCACGUGGAGCUGACCACCAUGUGCCUGGAUGAAUCAGAGCGGCGCCUGCUUACGGGUUUGUGCGACGGCACCAUAAAGAUGUGGAACUAUGCCGUUGGCGAAUGCCUGCUGACCUUCCCCAACCCGGACCAGCUGGAGGUUAGCGGGAUUGUCCACAUGAACAAGGUGUUCUACGUGACAGGAUGGAGUAAGAGAAUCACUUGUUUCACGCUCCACGAGACCAAGCCGAUGCUUCGGUGCCACCACUGGCAGAACUUCCACAAGGAAGAUGUCCUGAGCAUGGCCAAGUACCAGAACCAGUUCCUCGGGACCUCCUCCUACAACGGGGACGUCCUCCUCUGGAACGCCAACCUGUUCAAGCCCAUCCUCAAUUUCAACGCCUCUAAGAGCCCCUUGCCUUUGCUGCCCAAGAAGAUCCAAGAAGUGGACAACUCCCCGGCAGAGGGUUUCAGGUCCAGCAGGACCUAUGCGGAGCCCAAGAAGUGGGCACACAAAGCCCCCACACAGCCCCUGGACCCCAGGGCCAAGACUGCGGCCAACGCCCACCUACGGCGGAACGUGAUGUCAGCUCCCCCAGUGAUGAAACGCCCCAGAGACAGGGAGCCAGAGAGGCCCGUGGCCCUGCAGAAACCUCUCAGUGCUGAAAGCCCUAAGCUGUUUAGAAUACCCUAUGGCAGACAGUCAGUUCUCAGAGAUGCUCAAAGGAGAGGAGGGGAGUUCCAGAAGAAGGUUCUGCUGCAAUCCAAUGCAUCGGUGGAGAAGAUCAUCUUCCUGCAGACCAGGCCUCGCCUGCCACACAUAGCCACCCUGCUGAGCAGCUGCGUGGAUGGCCACAUCUAUGCCUGGUCCAUCCAUGGAGGCGGAGGUCUGCUCGGGAAGUUCCCUGUGGACUUCGAAGACAAGGGGGAUGUGGUUGUGGGCGCCAUGGCCACUGAUGAAAAAGACUUGAUCCUCGUCACAGGGGAUUGUAAAGGAUACAUCAAGAUCUGGGACAUCAAAGAUUAUUGCACAUUCAGUGACAAGUGUCCACUUCAACCCAAUGGAACAAGCAAGUUCCAGUUCUUAAUUCCUGAACGGGUCCAGAUCAACCUUCCACACUACAUCCCCUUGAAGGAGAAGGAGGUUGUGGCUGGCCAGACCAUUUCCUUGGUUCCUCCCAAGCUUCUGAAUACCUGGAAGGACCAUUUGGACAGUGUGGCAGACAUCCUGUAUGUAGAUACCUUCCAGCUGGUUAUCAGUGCUGGCCAGGACUGUAAUGUCAAGGCUCGGAAACUCUCCGGUGACACCGUUGGGACGUUCGGCCUGAGUGUCUGGAAAAGGCUGCGGGAUAUUCAGAUGGUUGGUGAUCCUGAACUGAGAAGAAACUCAAAGGAGGAGGAUGACACUGUAGUUGCUGCCCAGAAGGCCUUCCAUUCAGAGCUGCAGGAGGAGCGGGCUCUGGCCGAGGCCCUGGUGUACCAGCGGCAGGAGGAGGCGGCACUCGUGGCUCUCCUGAAUGGGAAGCCAGACACGGAGGCUGAAGCUUGGGCCAACCUGCAGAAGAUAACCCAGACGUCCCCGUGGGCUGGAGAGCGCUCCCAGGAAGACGUUGAGAGCAGCUGGUGCAAGUGGGAGUCCAAGGGCAAGCAGGAGAGCAAAGUUGUGGGAGCCGCGUACAAGCCUAAGGACCGGUCACGGAGUCCUGGACUCCGGUCCACCAACGUGCAGUAUGGCUGGAUGAAGUACCAGAUUUCACCUCAGAUCUACCAAAGCCUGCACUUCAACAACCUGUCGCCCACCCACACGUCUGACCUCGUGUUGCACACCGUCCUGGGGCAGCAGGGCCAGCGCACCCACCCGGUGACCCACAACCGCCAGAAGGACCCGGAUGCUGACAGGGAGACCGUGCCCAACACCACGACCAGCUCGCCCACUGCCUCCCUCUCUCCCAGCGACUCCCUCUCCUGGACAGCCUCAGGCUCCAGGUUCCUGGAGUCUGGCCUGUCCACCUCCCCGUACCUCCAGUCCUCCCCCUCGGUCUUGUCCCAGGCAUCCAGGUACAUCGUGCAGAGGUCGGCCACCCCCAUGCCUGUUGCCUCGUCCGUCAAGCAGCUCUCAAGACCCCCGAAUACCACCCUUCUGUCCUCCAUGAAAAGUUCCCGCAUCGGGUUCUGAGGUGGCCCCCCGUGUCUCCAGUCAUCCAGCACAGUGACCAGGCCCAUGGGGGUCCUGUCUGUCCCUGGCUCACCCCUGCCAGGCCCAGAGGAUACAGACCUCCUUCUAUUGACCUCCUUCUUCACUAGAGUCCUGGAGAAGAAAAUAAAUAUUUGCAGAUAUCAGAGGCCCCCAGGCCGGGAGGUCAGGCUGUGUGUCCCUUUACCCCCUUAAGCGCCAGGCUGUCUUGGAGAUUGGCCGCGUUCCCCUGAUGAGGCCCUGGCUGGAUGCAGGGAGAAUCCCCUCCCCCGAGACACCUGGCCCAGCUGUCCAGCAGGUGAAGCAUAGGGACAGGGCCUCGGAGGCUCCCUGGUGUUGUGGUCAGUGGGUCAUGCCACUAGGGUGAGCGGUUUGCAUCUGAAAGUUGGUUCAGCCUCAUGGCUGGAGUGAGGCCCUGCAGCCAUCCGGAGGUGGUUUGUCUCCUGCCCUGCCUUGUGCCUGUUCUCCCCCACCACCAGGCACUCCACCCCAGGGAACUCUGUGUUUACAAACUGUCCUGCCCCUCAAGGAUGGUGGAGGGGCAUCCUGGCCUGGCUCUGUGACUGUCCCUUUGGACCCAGGUUUUUCUGAACCAAAGCCCCUUGACCCUUCUGCUGUGUGCUGCUCUGGGCGGCGUCUUGGGUGGAGAACUCAGGGCGGUGGUAAAAGCCGUGGCAGGGUCAAGGCCUCUGCCCAGAGGUGGAGGGAAGGACAUGGGGGGAGGAGGGUAGUGAGGGGUAAGGAUGGGAUGUGGCAAUUACCAGGCCUCGGGGAAUUUUCUUAAAGGCCUGUGCACAGCCCUCACCUGGAGGGAGGUUCUCUCGGACCUCAGAUCCUGACUUAGGGGCCAUCUGGCUGGACACUAGGGGUCAGGACAGGUCAACCUCAGGGGAAGACUUCCGCGAGACUCUGGGACUCGGUGAAUCCUCCUCUCAGUAGGACCCAGCCCCUUACAACAACAUUUUACUGCCUUUGCCCACGUGUUUCAUUGUAGGCACUUAAGAAAAUAAUAGUCUGAGUCUCCACUCCUGCCCUAGCUGCUGCUGCCCGUGGGGAUUUGUCUCUGGCCGUGGGGGCUUGCUGGCCACCCCUCCAACCGGCAGGCACCCACGAUACAGAACCCCAGGCCCAGAAGGCAUGGCGGGGCUGAGUUCUACCUACGGUGAUGUGAGUGAUGUUUUGUCUCUCCUGCUGUUCCCACCCUGCCUCUCCUGGCCCAAACCCCAGGUGGGAUAUGGGACAGAUAAUUCUAGAGCAUCGGGGUCAGAUGGAGCUUAGAGCCCAGAUGGAGAACUGGAGGCCGGUGUCACACUGGAGUUGGUGAGUGAGGAAGCUGGGUUGGUGGCCCAGUGUCCUGUCUCCUGGUCAUCUGUGCUUCCCUGAGCGCCCCUCUUCACCUCCCUAGGCCCAGGUGUCUACACAGCCACACCAGUCUCCUCUCUGCCUGUUCUCUGCCUUCUGUAUCACUGGCCUUAAAAAACUACUUAUAUUUAGCUCUCCUCUGAUUCUAAAAGUAGCAGAGGCUGAGUAUAGAAAAAUCAAGAAACUACCGAAAAGCAUAAGAGCCAAUAAAAACCAUCUGGAUUCUAUUUCCCAGAGAUCAGUUUGGCGCAUUUUCCUCUAGAUGUUUUUCUGUCUUUACGCACACGUGUGCCCUCACAGCCUCGAUUCCCACUCACUCCCUCCUCAUAUGCUCACACCCACACGGCCCGUAACCUUGGCAUCCCGGCUUUGAAUGCAGCCUUUCUCACAGGAUGAGCAAAUGACAUCGCUGUGUUGCUGUAAUUCCUCGCGACCCUCGCCAGUGAUGGCUGCAUUCAGCCCUGCUCUGGGUCGCUUUCUUCAGGAUCUAGGGCUACCUCCACACUGCUCUUGAAAGAGGCAGGAAGGCACGUGCCUCCUGUGCGCCCCCUCACGAUGUACCGCUAACAGUCCGACAAAGGAACAGACAUUUGUCUCCAGUGGAACAGAAACGUUUUCCCGGGCCCGGCUGGCCUGAGGGGUCAUGACCUCAAUGGCAGACUGAGGGUGGGCGUCCUUCCACCAGCAGAUGGGGCACGAGAGAGCACCGAGGGGCUUGGAGACAGCCUUGCCCUCAGAAAAGCCAUCCUUGACCUUGUUUUCCGGCAUCGCUUCCCUGUUUCACACUUGUUCAACACUUACUGAGCACCUGCGGUGUGCCAGGUACUGCCCUGAACACCGGGGACACCAGAAUGAGGAAUGCUCAGCCUCGGCCUACUGGGGACACAGACCACGCCUGUGUAGCGUGGAUGCACCUUCUCAUUAGUG
Acinonyx jubatus (cheetah) is the source of this 16015-nucleotide messenger RNA. It is a transcript of the gene EFCAB8, whose product is annotated as EF-hand calcium binding domain 8. The transcript has 27 exons. Bases 10031 to 13708 code for a protein of 1225 amino acids. NCBI's taxonomy places the organism in Eukaryota, Metazoa, Chordata, Mammalia, Carnivora, Felidae. The record is from RefSeq and is a predicted model, not a curated record. Gene Ontology annotation, molecular function: calcium ion binding; protein binding.